Molecule: messenger RNA, 1890 nt
Organism: Osmia bicornis bicornis
Lineage: Eukaryota; Metazoa; Arthropoda; Insecta; Hymenoptera; Megachilidae
Exons: 6
Coding region: 1-1890 (629 amino acids)
Molecular function (GO): protein binding
Source: RefSeq, a predicted model, not a curated record
AUGGAUACUCUAGUGAAGAAAAUGCAGAUUGAAAAACCGAAAAUGGAACCUUUCGAAGAAUACUUAAUGGAUUUCGAUGACGAAUAUUUUACUGAUCUAUCGGAUUAUUACUCGGAUUAUUAUGAAUUCGAAGACAGAGUUUCGGAAGAUGAAGAUGAAGACGAAGAUGAAUAUGAAGAUGAAGAAGAUGAUGAAAUGGUGAAAGAAAAGGCAGAAGAAGCGGAAGAAAUAGAUAUAUACGCUGCCUUGAUAUCACGAUUCCACGAGCACAGAGCAGAGAGGAUAUCGGCCAAAACCGACGCACACAAGUCGUUAUUACGAGGAUUGAUUGGUAUUGAAAAGAAGGAAGAUCUCUCGAGAGAGACCUUGAUCACACCUGAAGACGAAUCCAUUUCCUCCGCGAAAUCAUCGACGGAAAGUUCUAUCCAUCCUUGCCUCAAAGACAUAGACAUCAGCGAUUCUCAAUUGAAAUUACAUAAUCUGUACACCAGGUAUCCGAUCCCUGACGAUCCCGGCUUGGUACCAGCCUUUUGGACCAUUCAGGAACGCCAAACCAUUUACCCAGACGAUGGUGUGAUGAAAUAUGAGGAUCUGACGAAAUUGUCAUGCCUUCAACCUAUACAAUCAUUAAAAGACAUGUUGCUUUCCGAUACGAUCAAUCUUCAGUACUAUGGUGUUAAUUCAGCCAUUAUAAGACCUCUUUGCGAAGCUCUAAUGAACAAUCCUUCAGUAGAAACUAUUAAUCUCACGGGUAACUGGCUAUCGGAGGACGCCUGCUAUCACCUGAAUGAUUUGCUAACGAAGAAUAACAUAAUAACUACUCUAUUUCUGUCAGGGUGUCUAAUCGGUCCGAACGGCGCUGCAAAGAUUUACGAUGGAAUCAUGAGGAACGUAACAUUAACCACAUUGGAUCUUUCCGACUGUAACAUUCGUAAUGAAGGUCUCAGUCAUAUUACAACAGCAAUAUGUAAUAACGAGAGUAUCCAAAAUCUCUCUUUAAGCGGCAAUCAUCUGGACGAGACGUGUUCAGACACAUUGCAAAGAUUGCUCUCUUGUUCAGACACCCUGAAACAUUUAGAUCUCUCGUGGAAUUCUUUGUAUACGGCAGAGACUUGGAAGAAGUUGUAUAAAGGACUGGAGAACAAUACAACUCUAGUUGAUCUUGACUUAUCCUGGAAUGCAUUGGGCAAAGAAUGUGUCCCUUUCCUUCGUCGAUUGCUGUUGCAUUCGAUUGCACUUCAAAAAUUAGAUUUAAGUGGAAAUCGAUUCUACGACGAAGACGCAGUUCUCAUAGCAAAAGGUUUGUCAAAGAAUAAUGUGUUGAAAGAGCUACAUUUCGGUGACAAUCCCGUGAAAGGGGAUGGUGCGUUUGAGCUUGUCAAAGCAGUCACGCCAAACAAAGCUCCCGAUAGUCAGCUACAAAUUUUGGACCUUACAAACAUUUGGGCGAACAAAAAUAUACUUCCAGAACUUGAUUCAAUUAAGAAUGACAGACCAUGGCUUGAAAUUAAACUGGGGGGAAUACUUAGCAAUUAUACAGUAGAAGGGCCGGAUGUAAAAGCGAUACUUUUGAAGAGAGCAAACUAUGAAGCAAUGAAACCUAAAAAUAAAAAACGUCGUAAAAACUUUGGCCAUUUCGUACUCUCGCUAUCCGAUGAUCUUAUUUCUAGAGGAAAAUUCGUGGGAUUGGUGAAAAAUUUUCGAUUGAAAUUAUCGCAGUCUCUUAUAAAUGAAAUAACAUUUGCAUUCGCUGGUCCAAGACAUACUGUCGAUCAAAACCUACUGAAAUCAAUUUAUAUGAAACAAUAUCCGGAUACUAAACUUCCACCGGAAAAACCCGUCAAAAAGAAGAAAAAAACUAAGGCGAAAGGGAAAAAGAAAACAAAAUAG